This is a messenger RNA of Ctenopharyngodon idella (grass carp), 8082 nucleotides long. It is a transcript of the gene kcnh5a, whose product is annotated as potassium voltage-gated channel, subfamily H (eag-related), member 5a. Bases 1701 to 4982 code for a protein of 1093 amino acids. Lineage: Eukaryota; Metazoa; Chordata; Actinopteri; Cypriniformes; Xenocyprididae. The transcript is spliced from 12 exons. Gene Ontology annotation, cellular component: membrane. Gene Ontology annotation, biological process: potassium ion transmembrane transport; regulation of membrane potential. Gene Ontology annotation, molecular function: voltage-gated potassium channel activity. The record is from RefSeq and is a predicted model, not a curated record.
CACUGGGAAGGAUGGCUUAAAUUGGAUUUUCAUUCAUUCAUUCAUUCAUUCACUUUCUUUCUUUCUUUCUUCACGUCAGGGAGACGUUCAGAUCAUUUCUGUAUCCACUUUUGUACGUCUGCUGGAUGUGCAAUAGUUUUUUUAACAGUUUUUAACCUUCACUAUUUAUGUCACUUGGACGACAAUAGUGAACGCUAACAAGACGUCUAAAAAGACAUCGCAAAAACUUUCAUUCUGGCUCCUCAGUGGACGUCUUUUGAACGUUCGACAAAGACGUUAAAUUUACGUCUUUUGGACGUGUCUUUGCUCAGUGGGUUCUUUCUUUCUUUCUUUCGAGAAAUUCACAAAGAUCCGUUCGUUUGUUCACUCACAUUUGUCAAGCAAUAAUAAACAAAACAGCCUAAUCAUUUUGACAAUUAAAUAAUUUAUCUAUAGUUUCGUUCAAAUUAAUUUAUUCAAUGUUCUUUUUCUUUCAGCGAUGGCAGUCUCGUGAUGAUAAACCUCAGGCUGACGUUUCCUUCAUUUACAGUAUCUCUGACUGAGUUUUCAUGUUUCUAAGUCGCGCGCAAUUGGCACCUUCUGUUGCAUGUGACUACCUCCAUGAAACCGGGCAUCAAGCUCAAGAUUCCUGUGCCAGUCAAUUUUUAUUGUUACAGCUUUGAAGUGCGCAGGCGCAGACCCGGGGAGCGCGGAGCCUGCAGAACUGCGUGCGCUCUGUGGCUCACUUCCAUCAUUUUAGCUGAAACCCAAAAAUACCCCAGGCUUUAAAUUGCACUUGGCAGGAUGGUUGAACGGGUCGUAAUAAGCCAAGCUAUCAGAACUCUUCAUUAUUGUCAAUUAUGUAAUAGACAAAAAUGAUCCAAUCUCUGAGCAUAAUUCAGUCAAGAGUUUAAAGUGUUCAAGCAAUUUGUUUUUCAUAUACCUCUUGUAUCGUCAUACGCAGCAUGUCAAAAUAAUGAAGCCUUUCACGAGUGCAGCUGUCGAAAUGAUGUAGGUGUUUCUGAGGCUUUGUCUCUGUCCCUCAUUUAUCCAGCUCCUCCCUGUAGGUCUUCUCUUUUGUUUAGGGACAGUGGAGUUCGUUUGAGUUUUGCCAGCCCACUUAGGGCAAUCGAGACGCACAGCUGUGGGCAAACAAAGUCAGCUUUUAUAAGGCUUUAAGAAACCAUCAUAGAAAGUUUUAUAAAAUAUUCACCAUAAAUCCCGACAUCUUCAUUAUUUUGACGUCGAGCAAGCGUAUACUGAUAUCAUCAAGAUUACGCGUAAGACUUUCUUCCUUCUGUUCAUAAAUUAUAACAUUCCACUAGUUACUGUAAGUGUUCAAUUCACUUUUUGCUCACUUCAGAUGACAUUACCUACAUUUACGGUAACUCUGACUGAGUUUUCCUGUUUCUAAAUCGCGCGCAAUUGGCACCAUCUGUUGGAUGAGACUAUCUCCAUGGCAUCGGGCAUCGAGCUCAAGAUUCCUGUGCCAGUCAAUUUUUAUUGUUACAGCUUGCAAGUGCGCAGGCGCAGACCCGGGGAGCGCGGAGCCUGCAGAACUGCGAGCGCUCUGUGGUACAAAGGACCCAUAACAGUCAGGCACGGCGCAGCGUUACCAUGAUCUUCUCCAUCCCACCGAUAGAUUCCCAUCCCGCCUGCAUCACUUUAACGACCAGCUUCCACCAAGUCCGCGAGCCUGACCGACGUUGCCCGGACGCAGAAUGCACGGGGGAAAAAGAGGACUGGUGGCACCACAGAACACUUUUUUGGAAAAUAUUGUUCGUCGCUCAAGUGAGACAAGUUUCUUGUUGGGGAAUGCGCAAAUUGUGGAAUGGCCUAUAGUUUACAGUAAUGACGGAUUCUGCAAACUCUCUGGUUACCACAGGGCAGAGGUCAUGCAGAAGAGCAGCACCUGCAGUUUCAUGUACGGCGAGCUGACAGACAAGAAGACAAUAGACAAAGUCAGACAGACCUUUGAUAACUAUGAAUCCAAUUGCUUUGAAGUGCUGCUGUAUAAGAAGAACAGAACCCCUGUGUGGCUCUACAUGCAGGUGGCCCCCAUCAGGAAUGAGAACGAUAAGGUGGUCCUGUUCCUCUGCACUUUUAAGGAUAUCACUGUCUUCAAGCAGCCCAUUGAAGAUGAGACCACCAGAGGAUGGACCAAGUUUGCAAGGCUAACCAGGGCGUUAACCAAUAGCCGUGGUACACUUCAGCAACUCACGCCUAUGAACAAGACUGAGGUCAGCCACAAGCAUUCACGACUGGCAGAGGCACUUCAGUUGGGCUCUGACAUCCUCCCUCAAUACAAGCAAGAGGCUCCUAAAACUCCACCUCACAUUAUAUUGCACUACUGCACCUUUAAGACCACUUGGGACUGGGUCAUCCUCAUCCUCACCUUCUACACGGCCAUCAUGGUGCCCUAUAAUGUGUCAUUUAAGACCAAACAGAACAACCUGGUAUGGUUGGUACUGGACAGCGUGGUGGAUGUCAUCUUUCUAGUGGAUAUUGUAUUGAACUUUCAUACAACUUUUGUGGGACCUGGAGGAGAGGUCAUAUCUGACCCAAAGCUCAUACGUAUGAACUACUUGAAGACCUGGUUUGUCAUAGACCUGCUGUCUUGCCUGCCCUAUGACAUCAUCAAUGCCUUUGAAAACGUGGAUGAGGAUCCCAUUGCAGACUCUUCUGCGGUGGGCCACAUGCCAGCUGCGGCCCACUCUCCACGCAACGCCACACGUGCGGAGGACUCGGUGUUGCCUGGUCUCAGCAGCCUGUUCAGCUCAUUGAAAGUGGUGCGUUUACUCCGCCUGGGUCGAGUGGCACGCAAACUGGACCACUAUCUGGAAUACGGUGCUGCUGUAUUAGUUUUACUGGUGUGUGUCUUUGGCCUAGUGGCACAUUGGCUGGCCUGCAUCUGGUACAGCAUUGGUGAUUACGAGGUCAUCGAUGAGGCCACCAACAGCAUCAAAACGGACAGCUGGCUUUAUCAGUUAGCUAUCAGUAUUGGCACACCAUACCGCUACAAUGCCAGCGGCUCUGGCCAGUGGGAGGGUGGUCCCAGUAAGCACACGCUCUACAUAUCAUCUCUCUAUUUCACCAUGACAAGUCUCACCACCAUUGGCUUUGGGAACAUUGCACCAACUACAGACGGGGAGAAGAUCUUCUCUGUGGCCAUGAUGAUGGUGGGCUCUCUUCUGUACGCCACUAUCUUUGGAAACGUGACCACCAUCUUUCAGCAGAUGUACACGAACACCAAUCGCUACCAUGAGAUGCUGAACAAUGUGAGAGACUUCCUGAAGCUCUAUCAGGUGCCUAAAGGACUGAGCGAGAGAGUUAUGGACUACAUUGUGUCCACAUGGGCCAUGACCAAAGGCAUAGACACAGAGAAGGUUCUGUCCAUCUGUCCUAAGGACAUGCGUGCAGACAUCUGUGUGCACCUGAACCGCCAGGUUUUCAACGAGCACCCUGCCUUCCGGCUGGCCAGUGACGGCUGUCUGCGUUCUUUGGCGGUAGAGUUCCAGACCACACACUGCGCUCCAGGAGAUCUCAUUUUCCACGCAGGGGAGAGUGUGGACACUCUUUGCUUCGUGGUGUCUGGAUCGCUGGAGGUCAUUCAGGAUGAUGAGGUUAUUGCCAUUUUAGGUAAGGGCGAUGUGUUUGGAGACGUGUUUUGGAAGGAAUCCACGCUGGCACACGCCUGUGCUAAUGUGAGGGCUCUGACAUACUGCGACCUGCAUGUCAUCAGGAGGGAUGCGUUACUCAAAGUGCUGGAGUUCUACACAGCCUUCGCCAACUCCUUCUCCCGAAACCUCAUCCUCACCUGCAACCUCCGCAAGCGGAUUGUUUUUCGCAAGAUUGUUGAUGUGAAGAAAGAGGAAGAAGAGAGGAGACACCAGAAAAACGAGGUGACCUUGUCCAUCCCCGUGGACCAUCCUGUCCGCAAACUUUUCCAAAAAUUUAAGCAGCAGAAGGAGAUGCGUACGCAAGGUUCAUCCCAGCAUGACCUGGAAAGGAACCAAUUUCAGGUGGAACAUCACCUCCAUCCACUGUCCCACCAGCUUCAUCAGCAGCAAUAUCAGUCCCAGUACCAGGGCCACCAUCCCCUUCAACACCAACAUGUGACCACCAUGCAAAACGGGGCCCCUGGCUCAGGAAACGGGAACAGUGGUUCUAGCGUUGUAACAGUCUCACAGAUAACCCCAAUCCAGAACGCUCUAGCCUACGUUCAGACCGAGGAACCCAACAGGAGUGAAGACCAUGAGGCUAUGGAGCUCAAGCCCAGCUUUGGCAUAGAGGACUCGAAUUGUCUAAAAGUAACAAGUCCCGUGAGACCCAGAGGAGGAAGGGGACGAGGCUGGAUGCGAUUCCAUAACAUUGCAUCAGGAUCAUCGCCCAUGCUUUCACUGGAACUAGAGAAGAAGCCGCAGCAGAAGGAAGAGGAGUGGGGGGAUGUGUCCCAGCCCCUGAAUGUCAUCUCAGGGAAUGGGAAGAGCCAGGAAGCAGAGGGUGGGGGAUCUGAUGAAAGGGGUCCUGGUGGAAAUGGUAAUAGUAGUGAUGAGACUGAUGAGAAUACUGCACUACACAAGACUGAUUCUUGCGACAGCGGAAUAACAAAGAGUGACUUGCGUAUUGACCGGGUAGGUGAUUCACGGAGCCUGUACGAUAGGGCCUCGAUGGAAAGGAGCCCAUACGAUCAGCCCAGUCCCGGAGUGGGUAACGUGACCCUUCGGGGGAUUCAAUUUCAGCCUGUCCCUGAACAGGCUGUGCUUCAAAACAGCCUGUAUGAGGCAAAGCUGGAACUAAAAGGUGACAUCCAGACGUUAAAUAGCCGGCUAGCAGCUCUGGAGGACCAGGUGGGGGAGAUUUUGAGACUUCUGUCGGAGAAGAGGAAACCUUCCCCACCUCCUCAGACCUCCUCGCCAAAAACUACACUUCAGUGCCAGGACAUCUUUGCCCUUUCUCAGCCUGUCACUCCAGAGACGGAGGGGGACGAUGGACCCCUUUGAAUUAGGAGAAAUAUAUUUAGAUAUUGAUAUGCUGUUUUUAUUUAUCACUUCCCUUCCUCUUACUCAGGAAGGAAAUGUGAAUAUUGAUGAUUAGGGGAAGGAUCCUUGCUGUUGUAAAUAUAUACUUGCAUGUCCAGCUGGAAUCUGGCCUGCCAAUGAAAUCUUCUCUAUGGAUAGUAGUUGCUUGAACACGUACGGAAUCGGCUGCAUGCGGAGAUGAUUUUAUUCUGACAUUGCACACAGGAUCUUCUAACCAGGUGAUAUUUCAGGGCAUUUUCUCUUUGAGUGACAGCUUGAUGCCCCAGAUGUGGGAUCUUGGGUUGCUGUAAGGCAGAAUCAGGCUUGUUUAAUACCUCCAUCGGUCAUUCUUAAUUGUGAAAUGGCUAUUAAUAGCUACAAUCAUUUAAAGGAAUAGUUCACCCAAAAAUGAAAAUUCUGCCAUCGUUUAAUCACCCUCAUGUCGCUCCAAAGCACAAAAGAAGACAUUUUGAAUAUUUUGAAUAACAUCUCUUUUUUUUCUAUACAGGAUUUCUUUUUUCUCACUGUUUGAGUACUUGGUACUUUCAAAGCAAAGAAUGUGUAAUGAUCCAUAAUGAAUUUACUUCCAAUUAAGGGUGGGAAUCUAUAGGCACCUCACAAUCCGAUCUGAUUCCAAUUCUGGGAGUCAUGAUCCGAUUCCAAAAAAAUCUACAUUUUCUUAAUUAAUUGCUAAUUAAUUUAACUGCUUAUGUGAUAGAGUCAUACACAACUGCUUUCCGCAAGUGCUCUUCACAAAGCCCACAUGAACAUUUGAAAGCAGCCAUCAGUAAGUGAGUUUCGUUUAUUGAAUAUGUAGGCCUAUUGCGUUCCAAAAUAUAGACUUUCAUUGUAUGGACAAAAAAAAAAAAAAAAAAACACUAAACAUUUUUCAAGAUUUUGUAUAUGACAAAAGAAAGAAAGUCAUACAGAUUUGAAAUUACAUCAGGGUGAGUAAAUGAUGACAGAACUUUAAUUUUUAGGUGAACUAUCUCUUUAACCCAGUAUGCAGUUCUCCUUUAUAAGCAUAAUGAUUGGAAGUUUGUGAGAUUGUUUGCAUAGAUGAUUUCUUGGAUGUGUUUAAGGAGAUAAUCCAAUAACUAAACUCACUUUUGAUAUGCGAAACCCAUUUCAUUACCACCGCUGUUUCAAAUUCCAUUAUCAUUAUUAUUUUGUGGAAUGUUAUAAUAGAGAGAAAUGACUUAGCCCAGUUUUUGGGGAGCUGCUUUACAUGUUUUAGAGAGAUAUAUCUGCAUGCUGGAUGGAUUUAGCUCUGGCAUGGUAGGACUAGGGACUAAUUGUUUUUCCCUUAUCAAUUAUGCAAACAUACAAAGUGCAAGUCACAAAGGGGGCCUGCAUUUUGGGAAAGCAUGAACACAUUCAGGUCAUUUGGAAAUUGUACAAGCAUGCAUUGAAUUCUUUGCAUGACAUCAACAUUGUGUGUUUCAUAUAAAAGGUCAUGGAUCCCUGGUAUUGUUUCCCAAUAGAUAUCAAUAUAUACUACCCGCAAUUAAUUUCAGUCCAGAUGCAUAUUUCAAAACGUUCACAUUUUAAUGCAGUACCCAGAUUAAAUCCACACUAAACUGCCUACUAAGGUGUUGUUUUUGAAAGUACCUAAUGGAUGGUCAUUUGAAAGUGCUGUGGGGAACCUUCCUAAUAUUAUGUUAUUAUAUUCACAGGCAGUGACUCACUGCAUAUCAGCAUAAAGGGUGCUUUAGAGGGAUUAUAGCGUAAUGACUAAUGCUCCUUCACCUCUUAUUUCCCAUCAGUUCUGUUGUAAUGUUAUUAGUCCAUUCUGGUGAUGUUCAUACUAACACAAGGGAUGUUCAGUUAUGAAUGGGGAUCAGAAGAGAAACUAUUAAGAUUAAUACUACAACAACAGGAGUGUGGUUGUAUUAAUUUUACUGUUACUGCCUAUAGAUCCUUUAAAAUGAAAUGUUCUGUCUUAAAGCAAUCCACAAACAAGCAACAGUCCUUCAACGGUACUUCAAAGCAAUAGCCUUUAUUGUAUAUCCCUCUACUUAUUCCCUAAUUUGGUUUUGUCUUUGAUAAACACAUGCUCAUCACUGUAAGUGCUCAGAUAAUAAUAUUAGUUCACUACUAAUCUUUUUGUUUAAUCAUCAUUUCAGAGGUUAUGAUGUUCAUUGGGACCAAAGACAUUAGUACUUUUGUACUAAUAAUAUUACAUCAGUGUCCUGCUGAAAUUACCAAUCUCAUUAUUACUUGUCACCAGUGGAUGGUGAUAAAAGCCUUAUUAGGUUUACAGAUAUGUAAAUGACCCUCAGCAUCACUGUUCCGCUACUUAAGCAAAAUAAACAUUUGAAAGAUGACGAUAUUCAGAGAAAUAUCAUUUACUGGUUGUAGUAUUUCCAAACCCCAUGAUUUGAAUUGUUGAGAAUUGUUUUAAGGGAUAGUUCACUAAAAAAAAAAAAAAAAAAAAAUCAUCAUUUUAUCACCAUUUCAUUCCAAACCUGUAUGAAUUUCUUUCUUUAGAGGAACACAAAAUGAGAAAUGUUGAUGUACUGGUGAAUUUUACAUUUUAGUUGUGUUUUUUUGUAACUUGACAGCUUGGAUUCCCAUUAACUUAAAUUAUAUGGAAAAGAGGUGCUAGUACAUUCUUUAACAUAUCACCUUUUGCCAUAUAAGUCAUAUUGGUUUUAAUGAUAUGAGAGUGAGUAAAGGAUGACAGAAUUUUCAUCUUCGGGUAAACUUUUCAAGCUGACAACUUUUUGAAGCAUGAAAAUAUUAAUAACAAUUACACCUUGUCUACACCGGACGUGACAGUUGCUGCGCCGUGCCACAACAGCUUGAGGCUAUCUAGGGGUGGGUGAUAUGACCAAAAUCUUAUAUUACGAUAUGAGUCAUUUUAUAUCAUAACGAUAUAUCACAAUAUAGUUAUUUUUGCUUUAAAAAAAGCAAAAAUAACUAUUUUUUUUUAAUAUAAAUUUUUUUCAUACCAUUAUUUCAUACCAUUGAAAUUACAUAAUUCUUAUCACCAUUUUCAAUAUCAUUUAAAAAGUGAAUACUAGCCUUAAAAAAACUCUCAAGCUUACUGAAGACAAGUAAACAGUGUUAAAGAAAGAGA